Molecule: messenger RNA, 417 nt
Organism: Didymodactylos carnosus
Lineage: Eukaryota; Metazoa; Rotifera; Eurotatoria; Philodinida; Philodinidae
Source: the annotation of a GenBank genome assembly
AUGUAUGAUUCUGGUGUGAAAUUAGUUAAUGACUAUACGAUUAUUCAUUCUGGAUUACCAUCUGACAAUAAAACUAGAAAUGCACAUGGUGUGGCCAUUUGUCUUGACCAGACAGCCGCAAAGGUUUGGAAGGAUUCGGGCUCUGAAUGGGAGGCAAUCUCUGAAAGAAUUCUGAAAAUUCGUCUAAAGUGUUCUCCAAUUCAUAUGACUGUUAUCUCUAUUUAUGCUCCUGUAAAUCCAAGUAAUAACUUGAUGGCUGAUGCGUGUGACAAAUUCUAUGAGGAUUUACAAGAAACUGUGAAUAAAAUUUCAAAGGAAGAUAUGGUAGUGAUUAUGGGUGAUUAUAAUGCACGGGUAGAAGAAAAACAAACAAAUGUAUGUCAAUGUAUUGGGCCUUUCACAGUGGACAAAGAUUAA